Molecule: messenger RNA, 4177 nt
Organism: Poecilia latipinna (sailfin molly)
Lineage: Eukaryota; Metazoa; Chordata; Actinopteri; Cyprinodontiformes; Poeciliidae
Product: neuroligin-4, X-linked-like
Exons: 2
Cellular component (GO): membrane
Molecular function (GO): neurexin family protein binding
Source: RefSeq, a predicted model, not a curated record
GACAUUUUAAUUCUUAAAACUGAAAAAGCUCACUUUGAAUGUUCUCACAAUGAUUUACCUGUCAGUAUUUUUCCUUCUUUCAGGGAUCCAAACCAGCCAGUUCCUCAAGACACCAAGUUCAUCCACACAAAGCCCAAUCGCUUUGAAGAAGUUGCUUGGUCUAAAUACACCCCCAAAGAGCAACUGUACCUCCACAUCGGCCUCAAGCCGCGUGUCAGAGACCACUACCGCGCCACCAAGAUCUCCUUCUGGCUCCAGCUCGUUCCUCACUUGCAUCAUGUUAAUGAACUCUUGCAGUCUGUUUCCUCCUUCACGCACAGUCCCUCUCCACAAGACGAUACGCCUUAUUCCUACACCAAGCGUCUAUCCAAAGGUUGGCCUCCUAUAAGCACACGUCAUCCAAGUUCGCAAGGGGGAACGCCACAGCCUCCGGAGUCCGCUUUGGGCCAGGACGGAGGGGAAAGUGGAGUUCGGAUCCCAAAUGAGGACUACUCGACUGAACUCUCAGUUACGAUAGCAGUCGGAGCAUCGCUGCUGUUUCUCAAUAUUCUUGCAUUCGCGGCUCUGCUUUAUAAGAAAGACAAAAGACGUCUUGAGCAUAGAAGACCACGUCCGCUGCCUCCCCCUAGAAGAGACAUAACUCCUGCAGAUGUUGCGGCCCACCUGCAGGGGGAGGGGCUGAUGUCAUUACAGGUGAAGCAGCUCGAGUGUGAUGUAGCGUCAGCGGACGAGCGGAACAACGCCCACCACCAUCACACUUUGGACACGCUUGAUGCCCUGGACGGUUUGGACACCCAGGACAUUUACAGCACGCUGGACACUGUGCGGCUCACCUGUCCACCUGAUUAUACCCUGACCUUGCGCCGCUCUCCAGAUGACGUUCCCCUCAUGACCUCCCUGACCCCGGGCUCGCUGCCAGUGACCCCGGGCUCACACCCUGUUACUCCUGCAACACCAAUGACCCCAAUGACACCAGGAUCGGUGGCUGGGAUGAGGAUGGGCCACCCUCACCAGGGAUAUACACACCAUAGCCCGUAUAGUAAUACACACUUGCCCCACACACACAUCUCCACGCACACACACUCCACCACACGUGUAUAACCGCAGCCAGACACUGACAAACACACAGAUCUACAGCUCACAAUCCAACACACGCACACACACAUACACACGCAUAUUCACACACAUGCAUAAAACAGACUGAAAUACCUCUAAUAAUUACCCUGCAGGAUUGUUACAGAUUGAACCACAGAGAGACUUCUUUCAGAAUGAGAAAGCAGACGUGUGUGUGCACGUGUCUGUGUGUUGCAUGUUGGGUAACUGCAGUUAAACUGGGUUCCCCAGAGACACAACUCUGUGCAACCCAAUAUGUCAAGACCUGCUCUGGAUUUUAAAUCAGCUUUUUCUACACCUGAGGAGGAAGAUAAAGGAUGCGCAGGUCAGUUCUGGCUCUCUACUACCACACCUGAGUGACUGUCCUGGGAGCGAGGAUAUCAGAUGCAGAUGUAGAAACGAGUGGAGAAGUACCACACACAGACUGCUGAUGUCAACUUGAACAACCUGUUAAAAUGUGAAUGUAGCAUUUUUUUUUUCCAUUAAAAUAGAUCAAAGGCCCUAUCUGCCAAGGAUCCAACUAAGCUAAGAUGGAAAGAAAAGAAAAGAAAAAAGCAAGGGAUGGUUGUAAAAAAAGAUUUACAAGAGAGGGAUUAAAAAAACUAUAUCAAUAGAAGGAAAAAAAAAUGAUUGUAAGGGAGAUAAAGAUUUUGUUGAGUGAGAUUUGACAGCCAGGAAAGAGGAUAGAGAUAUAAAAAAACAACAUGGAAAGUAUGCCAAGAGACAGAGGUUAGAUUCAGAAGAAGAACGGGCCUCUGAAGCGUUGCCAGACUCCCUGAAGAGUCACUCUAACCAGCGAUGUGUCAAACUCUUGUAAAUAGAAUGGAAAGAUACAGAUAUAUUAUGAUUUAUAGCAUUUACCUGCUACUUGCAUUAAAACAUGACUUAUUUAACCACAUUAUUGCUUUCAUUUCAGAUAUUAAUAUAUUAUUGUAUAGAUGUCCUAAAGCAAGGCUGGUUGUCUUUCCAUCUCACCUGCUGUAGUAUUUACACAGUACGUUGAUAUAAAAGCUACAUUUGCUAUGCAGAAUCAUUUUAGAGAUGUUUUUUUUUUUUACCUAUGUGACCAUAUAGAUACUUGUUCAGCAGCUGAACUAUAGAAUAUUUUCACAUCAUCCUGCCAUUUUUUUCUUUCAACAUUGAUCAAUGAGCUAGUACUGUGUAGAUAAUGCAAUAUUGGUUUGAUGAUUAAGCACCAGCCAAAAAAAAAAAAAAAAAGAAAAAAAACCAUUAACCCUUUGACCCUUUAUCCCGUUGACCCUGAUUGUUCUGACAUGAUUUUCUUUUCUGAACCCCAACUCAUAAUGAGGUUUUUGAAAGACAGACAGAUGGUGAUGAUUAAAGUGGCCCAGAAUUUUACGGAAUGUCUAAAAAACUCAACGAGGCAUUAUUUCUUAAAAAGUAAUUAAAUCUAUGAAACUUCUUCACUUUUUUCAUGUUACAACCACAAACUUUUUAACAAUUAUUUUACAGAGUAGUACAUCAUUGGAAAGUGGAAGAUUUGUCAACUUUUGAUGCAUUUACAGCUGUAAAUCUUUUGUCAUUGUCAGCUUUGCACAAAUAGAAACUUUCUGUUGUUUUAAAGAAUUAGUUUUAUCCAUAUUUCUUUAAAAAAGAGCUCAAAUUUGAUGAACCAUUUGUAACCGUCUGGUUUUAAGUCCACAGAUUCUCAAUUGGAUUUACAUCUGGACUUUGACUGGGUCAUUUUAACGCAUUGAUCUGAUUUGAUGCAAUUAUAUAUUACAUAUCAGCUUACAUAUUGCCAUUGGCUGCAUCUCAGAUCAAUGCCGUCUUUGCACUAUUUCUUGGUUUAGGUGAAGUUUGCACAUUAGAUUUUACUUGAAGGUGCCAGAGUAAAUGUGGAUCUGCAGUUGUUUUUUGAAAGAAAAAUUAAAAUUAAUUCAUAAAUUGUCUUCCAUUUUGCAAUUUUGAACAACUUUGUGUUGAAAUGUUAUAGUAAAGUAUUUUAAAGUUUUUGGUUUUAACAUAAAAAUUUACAAAUGCUUCUGAAAGGCACCGUGCCCUUGAUAUUUACACUUCACGAAGAGCCGCUGUUUUUCCAAGUUGUUCCCCUGAUUAAACUACCUGGUGCUGACAAAAAAUCCUGGCCCUGAUUAAAAAAACUUCUCUAAAAUCAAUUUUUUACAGCUUGAAGUUGGGUUUACUUUCCGCGACCUUGGUUUGGAGCAAGCUUUGAUUAAUGAGGUGAAGAUAAAGUAGCUCUGGAUUAUAAUGAGAGCAACGUAACACUGUAGGAAAACAAGGCUCCAAACAUGCUGCUUCCUAAGCCUUAAUAUCCUCAAACAGGAUCAUUUUUUUAAAUUAAAAAUGUUGAAUUAAAAAACCUAUCUCUGAAAUUCUGACCAUCAUCUUGUGGACAUAUUGACAAUACUGAGGUUUUUGUUGUUGACUUCACUGUGAGUGUAGGAGGGCUUUAUGGUUGUUACUGGUCUUAGUCAUUAGCAAUAGAGAUCAAGCAUUUCUCAAAUCCAUUACAAACAAUUUCCAUGCAUAAGUAAAGUAUUUAACAUAAAGAGCUCCCAUGGAGACCACAUAAAAGGCUUUUGCUGUGCUCCAGUUAACCAAAAUGAUCAUAGGACCCGUAAUGACUUCAAAUCCAGUAACUCAACCAAGUGCCCAAGCAAAAGAUUUGCAGCAUUUAUGUAUUAUUCUGCAUUUGUUUCCCAGCCCUUUUCCUUCAUCCAACUUUAGUCUGGUCCUUCCAUCCCUUCUCCUUCCCAGCCUUAACAUGUGUGACCACAAGCAGCUUUGUCACAUUGAGACCUAUAUAAUCUCUGCUCAUCCUAAGUAACUUCCUCAUCAGUUUUCCUCAGAGUUUUUUUAGUCACUUGUUAACCGAAUAUGUGAAAAAUUUAAAAUUGCUGAAAACUUUGUGGCGAACAAAAAACUUUUUCAAAACGAUACAAAAACAAUAUUUAAAGGAUGUUUGGAUGAAUAUCUGUUUCUUCUUAUGGGUUUGCCGUCUCAGCAGACGGAUGGCGUGUGACGAGCCUAAAACAUUUCUGCUGCAUUUUUGAAAAAUAAAAAUAUCAGUAUUUUACAA